Bemisia tabaci is the source of this 1545-nucleotide messenger RNA. The record is from RefSeq and is a predicted model, not a curated record. NCBI's taxonomy places the organism in Eukaryota, Metazoa, Arthropoda, Insecta, Hemiptera, Aleyrodidae.
AUGAUAAUGGCAGUGACUACCUAUAUAAUUGUGAUCAUCCAAUUGACUCCGGACAUAAACCUGAUACUCAGUCGGUUCAACCUGAAUGAGACAGCUCACUGAUACUACAACGAUUGACUAGAAGCUCCUAGUCACCCUUCAAGAACCACUGACAUCUAUCACUGUAAGUAAUAGAACCAAGAAUGCUGUCUCAGCUUCUGCUCCUGGUCCCUCUGCUGGCUCUGCCGACCCGCGCGGAGAGGGAGGUCUUCGCUCACUUCAUCCUCGGCAACACAGCUCCCUACAGUCACGAUGACUUCCACGCGGACAUCAAGGCGGCCUCCGACGCCGGGAUCGACGGUUUCGCCUUAAACAUCGGCGGCGACUCCUUCACCUCCGCCUCGCUGGACGCCCUCUUCGCCGCCGCGGAGUCCUUCAACCGCGCCACCGGCCGCUCCUUCCGCAGCUUCAUCUCCUUCGACUACGCCGCCUACCCCUUCACCAUCGACGACUGCGUCACGCGCCUCCUCCGCCACUCCCCCUCGCCCGCCUACUUCCACUACAACGGUCGUCCCGUCGCUUCCACCUUCCUCGGCACCAAGGCCCACCACGACUGGAACGAGAUCAAGCGGCGGACCAACGCCUACUUCAUCCCCACCUACAGCGAUGUCUGGGUCGGCGAGAGCGCCCGCUACCCCCCCGUCAACGGACUCUUAUCAUGGGACGCCUGGCCGUACCACGCCAACGUCACACCCGCCACCGACCAACACUACGUCGAACAGCUCAAAUCCGCCGGCAAGCAGUACAUGAUGCCCGUCUCGCCCUGGUUCUACACCGCUUGCUGCGGCAAGAACUGGCUCUAUAACUCGGAUCAGCUCUGGCCUGCACGGUGGCAGCAGGUCUUUCAACUCCGUCCGGACUUCCUCCAGCUUCUGACGUGGAACGACUACGGCGAGUCGCAUUACCUCGGUCCACAAACAACCCACGCAUCUUCCUACCCUCAAGGCUCGAAGGGUUUCAAUGAGGGCAUGGUGCACAGCGCGUGGCUAUCCGACCUCCCUUACUACAUCCAGAGGUACAAGUCUGGGAAUGAGCCCGUGGCGGGUGCUUACAACGAGCACUUGACUUUCUGGUACCGGAGGAACCCGAAGCACGCUUGCGGAACGGGCGGUACCGUUUGCAACUCAAAGGCUAACGGCCAGGAAACAUUCCCAGCGACGGACUGCGCGGCGGACCAGGUCAACUUCUCCGUGUUCACGGCGGAAACGGCGGUUGUGACGGUGCAGAUCGGUGAUGGGCCACCGCGGACGGUCACCUCCCCGACGAGGGGGUUGUUCAGUGGAAGUGUGCCGUUCGACGGUCAAACUGGGACUGUUAAAAUUUCGGCGCAAGUCGGUCCACGGACGAUUCGGACCAUCACUGGACCGGGAAUCACGAAUGAUUGUGGAGGCCUCGGGCAUGUGAACUGGAAUCCGUGGGUUGGCGGUGGUGUGCCUAGCUGAAUUUACAACUGAGAGUUUUAUUGUCAACUUAUGAGAAAUAAAAUUUCUUUGAUAGCUUACAGAA